This is a messenger RNA of Cynara cardunculus var. scolymus (artichoke), 730 nucleotides long. Its product is annotated as monothiol glutaredoxin-S7, chloroplastic. The coding region runs from base 39 to 572 and encodes 177 amino acids. Lineage: Eukaryota; Viridiplantae; Streptophyta; Magnoliopsida; Asterales; Asteraceae. The transcript has 3 exons. The record is from RefSeq and is a predicted model, not a curated record.
UACCAGUGAUCGAAAAUUUUCCAUUCCAGUCGGCCAAGAUGUCAUCUUCUAUGGUUGUUUACUCUCGAUUAGCAUCCUCAUCAAGGAUCCCGUCGUUCGAAUUUGUAUCUGGACCAACCGCAAUUAAUCGCUCUUCAGUGCGCUACCACUGUCGUUCACACACCUUUGGCAGCUUAAGAUUUGGAUGUGACGCUAUUAAAAUCGGAGCUUCUUCAAGAAGGAUUCGUUCUACAGGAUGCUUUGCUGCAUUAAAUCCUGAGUUGAAAACAACUUUGGAUAAAGUUGUUACAUCACACAAGGUCAUUCUUUUCAUGAAGGGAACCAAGGACUUCCCACAAUGUGGAUUCUCAAACACAGUUGUGCAGAUUUUGAGGACAGUCAAUGUACCUUUUGAAACAAUCAACAUUUUGGACAAUGAAAUGUUGCGACAAGGGUUGAAGGAAUAUUCUCAGUGGCCAACAUUUCCACAACUCUACAUUGAUGGGGAGUUCUUUGGGGGUUGUGACAUAGCCGUUGAUGCAUACAAGAGCGGAGAGUUGCAGGAAUUAUUGGAGAAGACAUUAUGCUCGUGAUUGAUUCAAGUUUGUAAUAUGUCAUAUUUCCAUGCCUUGUGUAUUCGAGUUUUCAGCAGCUCGAUAGAGGUUAUGUAAGUUGUACUUAUGAAACAAAAUGGAUAUUUAUUUGUCUUUAGGUAAUAUAUUUAUAUGGAGAAAAGAUGCAUCCAGAGACC